Molecule: messenger RNA, 3960 nt
Organism: Poecilia latipinna (sailfin molly)
Lineage: Eukaryota; Metazoa; Chordata; Actinopteri; Cyprinodontiformes; Poeciliidae
Gene: arhgap30
Product: rho GTPase-activating protein 30
Exons: 14
Coding region: 349-3867 (1172 amino acids)
Biological process (GO): small GTPase-mediated signal transduction
Molecular function (GO): GTPase activator activity
Source: RefSeq, a predicted model, not a curated record
GAGACACUCAGGAAGUUAACAGGGGAAGUUUAGUGGUUUUUUUGCGUCAUCACUUUAUGCUGCCUCUUGUGUGCCGUUGCAGAGUGAAGGGGGGAAGACUAACAGUUUGUCCAAAGACUCCAGCUUUACAAUGCGAUACAGCUCAAACAGGUGGCAGAGUUUCCAGCAGCAGCAGCAGCAGCAGUGCGCUAGAGUCCCUGAAAUGCACAGGUCCUCCACAAAUUCACUGCCACACUAACGAGAGUUGGAGAGCAAAUCCAGCCCAGGCAGGCAGGAAGGCAGGCUGAGCUGACGGAGGAGCAACGCAGGCCGCUCUGAAUGUGAGGUGGAAACCCGAGGCAGGAAGAGAUGCGGAGAAAUCGAAGAAAAGGAGGCAACAAAGAGAAGGUGUUUGGAUGUGAUCUGCUGGAGCAUCUCACCACCUCUAAUCAGGAGAUUCCCCUGGUGCUCCGAUCCUGCAGCGAGUUUGUGGAGCAACAUGGGAUCGUGGAUGGAAUCUACCGCUUGUCUGGAGUGUCGUCCAACAUCCAGAAACUACGGGGCGAGUUUGAGAGUGACGGGUCUCCAGAUCUGAACAAAGAUGUAUAUCUGCAGGACAUCCACUGCGUCAGCUCUCUGUGCAAAGCUUAUUUCAGAGAGCUGCCCAACCCUCUGCUCACAUACCAGCUGUAUGACAAGUUUGCUGAGGCAGUGGCCAUCCAGCUGGAGGAGGAGAGGCUGGUAAAGAUCAGGGAUGUGCUGAAGGAGCUGCCAGAACCUCAUUACAGGACUCUGGAGUUUCUGAUGCGUCACCUGGUCAAGAUGGCUUCCUAUUCCUCAGAGACCAACAUGCACGCUCGCAACCUGGCCAUCGUCUGGGCCCCCAACCUGCUCAGGUCCAAGGACAUCGAGGCGUCUGGAUUCAACGGUACCGCAGCUUUCAUGGAGGUCCGGGUCCAGUCCAUCGUGGUGGAGUUCGUCCUCACUCACGUCCCUCAGCUGUUUCCUCUGGAAGGCGCACCUACAGAGAGGAGGAAGUCCCUCCCCUCGCCGUCGGCGCUGCCCAAUCAGGAGCUCGUGUUCUUCAGGUCGUCGGGUUCUCAGCCUAACUUUGGGAACAUUAGUCCAGGCGAUGGUCCCCUCGCCAUCAGACCCUACCACUCAAUCAUCGAAGGCACAGACAAGAGGAAAGGAUCACUCAAAGGCAGGAAGUGGAUGUCCAUUUUCAACAUUGGAGGACGAUUCCCAGACCCGCGACGGAAACACAAACAUUCUGCCAAGGAAAAAGACAGAACAUCUUUAAGACCGGCAAGAAGCAUGGACUCCCUCAGCACACCGUCCUACCCAAAUGAAGGUUCCAGGCGCUCUGGGCCGCGUCCUCCAUCCACCAACUUGUCCCCUGCAGCCACCAGCCUGGCUCCGCCCGGCUCAGACUCCGCAGCACCCGCCAGCGGGUUAGGGAGCAGAGAAUAUGCCGUGACCUACCGCAGAGGAACGGGCUUAGUGAGCGGAGGAGCAGGCACCCAGGGGACCUACACGGCUCUGGACCCAGAGGGUUUAGCGGUGCCGGGCAGCGAGGGCGUCCAGACCAGGUCUCCAGGACUCUCCAACAAAGCCAGACGAGCAGCUAUGCACAUCACCGGCCCCACCAUGGUCACUGUGCCGCUACAUAUCACCUCUAACCUGGCGUUGGGGGUUCUUCAAGGAGGUGGCAGUGAUAGGGUCAUUAUCCGGGGAAGAGACAAAGACGGAGGGGACAAGCAGGAUGGCAAGGAGGCAGGGGGAAAGAUCGAGAUCAAGGAGCCAAAAUUAAUGGAGUGGAACGUGGAAGAGAGCAAAAAUGUUGAAGAAAAGGACAAGAGUGAAAAUGAAACAGAAGAUUUGGACACAGAGGGACAUGAAGGGGCAGCAGAAGUCUCUGAGGAGGAGAGGAAUGAAGGAGGAGAAGAGAAAAACGGUGAGGAGCUAAGAAAAGAUUGUGGACACAAGGAGACGGGGGGCCAACAUGUACCGAGAGAAAAACGAGUGAAAAGCCACAACUCCGGCACAGAGGAAGAUAAUCACGAAAACAUGGGAGAUGAAGACCAAGACAGCGAAUACAUGGAAAUGAAGGGAUCAGAGCUGGACUAUCAGCAGGCGGCUGCAGCCUCGCAGCAUGAAGACGACAGCGUUUCUGAUUCUGAUGAUUUUCUAAACUCAACUGAAGCCGAGGAAGACGACCGCAAAGUGUCGGGCUACAUCGAGGACAACUUUGAAUUCCUGGACCUGAUGGACUGCAGCGCCAUGGACCACAUGGACUGCAGUGGGUCCUAUCAGAUUAAUGAGUUCUCCGUCGAGCCUCCUGGUCACUCUGAUGAUGAGUAUGAAGUCAUGGCUCAAGCUGAGAGACCGACGCUGAGUGUGUCAGAGCCGAAUCCACACAGACCGCUCAGCCUCGACCUGAACAGUCGACACACUAAAUCCCUCAGCUUGCCCUACAUGACGUCGCCCAUAGACGGACCAGAGGAACACUCUUCCUCUGACGAUGUUUCAGAAGAUGAGGGAGAUGAAGAUGAUUACAGCAGCGAUGAAGAUGAGAGCAUGUUUGUUAAGAGCCUGCCACCGGACUUCUUCUUGAGCAAUCUGUCUGGGCUGGAAUCAGACAACCGGGACUGUCCCAGUCCUGAUCUAGUCCAGGAGCUGCAGAGGUCUGAGGGAAAAAGCUGCGAACCGUUGGAUGUUGAACUUUCUGUUUGUAAAGAAGCAACUGAGCAUGUGCAGGAAAACGCUGGAAACGAUGAAGAAAAGCAAGAGACAAAAAAGGAGGAAGAGGAUGAAUCUUAUCAUGGAGAAGAUCAGCUUGAAAAGGACACACAGAGGUCAACAGAUGAAUCUCCAAGCGCCGUAGAAGACGAUGAAAGUGAAAAAUGUGUAACUUCAGAAGCAUCAACAAGCUGCUGUGAGGAGCUUCAGGAAACCAACAGUCUGACUGGAGCAAAAGCUGAGGACGGGGAAGAGGUUCUGGAUGAGCCUGGAGAUGAUUCUCUUUUGACAACAAGAGAUGAUACGUCAAAAGACAUUGAAGGACAAGUCAGUGAGGAGGACAAUGCAAACAGCAGGACAAGUAGUGACAUUUGGAGUGAGAUUGAAGAUGUUGUUUGUGAAGUGAUUGAGGAUGAGGAGAGUGAGCAAUCUGAGAGGAAAGCUUCUUCAGAGGCAGAUGUCGAGGAAGAUGGAGAAGUGGAGGAGGAAGACGUGACGAACAAGACAGAAGCGUCAUCACUGGAGCCAAAUGUAGAGAAACCUUCAGAUGAAGAGAGAAAUGAGUUAAAUCAAGAAGCUGAGCAUCAAAAGAGAGAAGAUGCGGUUUCCGAAGAAACAGAAAAGGAGAAGGAAGACGCAGACAGAGCAGAAAGCAGAACACAGCCGAGCGCCAAUAAACAGCCAGUGAUCUCAUCUGAUAUUAGGGACCCAAAGGAAGGAAGUAAUCCUGCAAACGGCAGUGGCAGCCCAGGAGGCGUCGGGAGGAAGCUGGUCGUCUCCAAACAGCCUAAGGUUUACCAGGUCAAAGCCGUGCCGGUAGUUCCCCCGAAGCCUCAGCACUGCAAAAUCACUGCGCUGACCCUCCGUCAGCAGCAGCAGGAACGAGAGAGGAAAGACAACGCUCUGAAGGUCCCCACAGAGCAGGAGCGGGACGGAGACGGGGACAGCGAGACCGCCGAGAAAAAGGACAGGCCGUCAAUGCUCAGAGAGAAGAGGAGGGACGGCCUGGACGCGGCGGUGAGGGACGCGAAGAGGAACAGCCCGCUCAGCAUGUGCUUCGACGAGGCGGUGGCCAUCGCGACGCUGAGGCGGGAGAAAGAGCGAGGAAGAGAAGGAGAGGCGGACCCAGAAGGACUGGGGAAGUGAAGGACAGUAGCUGGGCCUCCAUUACAAAUGUGUGCAAAACUUUGUCGACAUUUCACUUGUGUGGAAAGAAACAAAAUUUCACAACUGCGACAU